This is a messenger RNA of Cinara cedri, 8060 nucleotides long. Lineage: Eukaryota; Metazoa; Arthropoda; Insecta; Hemiptera; Aphididae. The record is from the annotation of a GenBank genome assembly.
AUGGCAGGAGGACAAAAAGAAGAUUUCUUCUUUACUAAAUAUAUGAGAGGUAAUUAUAUACUUAACCCAUAAACUUUUAAUCACAUUAUUAAUUAAUUUUAUAUAUUUGUAUAAUUGUCAUAUUCACUUUUAUCCACCCGUUUUAUAAUAUGAAAAUAAAAUCUGUAUUUCAAAAUUAAUAAGUUUGAUGUUUAUAAAUUGGAAUUAAAAAUAAAAUUAAAAUAUGUAUUUAAUUUGUUCAUUUAGUUACAGAUAAUAAAUCAACAGCAAAAGAAAACAAUGGUGUGAUUGAUAAGUUAAGGUAUUUGUUGUAAUUUACAAUUUCUUUUAAUGAGAUUUUAUUAAUUUUUAAAACAAUUUCUGCAAUAAUUUUUAGUAAUUGCUAUCAGAAACAUGCAUGGAAAGAAUUGCAGGAUUCUUUGUUUAAUUGUUGUAUGGAAUUGGACUGUAACAAUAUCACAAUGACCAAAUUUAAGUUAUAUAAGCUUAAUAUCGUACGUGGUAAAGGCAUGCUUUGUCGCUUCUUAAUGUUCGCUCAAAUAAGAAGAUUAGGCGAUUCUUUUUUCUAUGCUAAAUUGGUUGCCUUAAUAAACGUUGACGUAAGUUAUUCUAAACGUGAAAUUUGUUUAUUUUAUUAUUCAAUAUAUGUUAUAAUAUAUUUUUUAGUUCCCCAACAUCGUUGAAUUACUCAUAACAAGAUAUAUUGUACAAUUCAAAGUAACUUAUUUUUUUGAAGAAGAUAAAUCGUAUAUUCUUGGACCAGCUUAUUUUCUUGCGCAUUUGAUCAACUUUAACUGUGUAAGUUUUUAGUUAUUUCAGUAUAUUUUGAUAGGGCCGUGCCUAGAGAGGAGGGGGGGGGUGCGAGCGGUGCACACACACCGGACGCUAUGACCCCGGGGACCAAUAAAACAUUAUAAAGUUCUACAAUUGCAUAUUUUUACAAUAAACGUAUUAGUGAACGACUGACAGAGAGAUUUACCUUUUUUAUUUGCUUAUGAGUGAAUUUUUCUGACAACGGGUGCCGAUUAUGCUAAUCACGGAACUGUAUUUUAAUGUACUAAAUUUAAUUGAUAAUUGUUAUAUUGAUAAAUAUUAUUUUAGGUUGAUGCUGUUGUUGUUAUUCAGAUGUUGAAUAUUAUCUUCAAACAUUCUUCACUGAACCCAUUUAAACUUCGAGUAGUAAAGGAGGUUUUGAAAAUAUGUGGAUAUAAACUAUGCAUUGAACAAGAGAAAGAAAUGUAUCAAAUUUUAGAAGUUUUGGAUUUAAUUCCACAGAAUUUUCGUCUUGUUAAAGAAGUAUGUUAAUAUUUUUUUCAUUUCUCAAAUAUUAGUAUUUAAGGUUUAAUAUAUACAGAGUGUAAAACAAAGAUUUGAGACCUGAAAUUACUUUUUUUUAGUCAAUAUUGAAUUAAUAAGUUUUAAAUUCCGAAUGGAGUGAAGAAUGUUUUAGUUUUACUAUGAUGAAUGAUUAAUUUCUUUCUUUUCUGUGUACAAUUUUUUUACCAGAAACUUUAGAGGGAAAUGAAAAGUAAGACUUUUCGUUGCAUUUUUAAUCUUAUUGGUGUAUUAAGGAGGUAAUUUCUUGAUUUUCCUUGCGGUUUAAUAGCAACUUGGAAAAUCUGGAAAAUUUAGAAUGUUAAUAAAUGUUCGCAAUAAAAAUAUAGUAAAUUAACGAUUAAAAACUAGUAAUCAUAAAAUAUUCCAUUAAUAAUUAUUACAAUAAAAAAAACGUAAAAAAAGUUGGGUAAGUGAAAUACAUAAAAUUAUUUAAUUUAUACCUCUAAAUAUUGAUACACUAUUACUAACCUAUAACCUAACUGAAUUGGAAAACGAUUCGAAGCGAAGUUCAGUUAUACAUGUUUUGAAAAGUCGUAUAGGAAUAUUCAAGAUUAUCGUCAAUAUUUGAUAUUAAAAUGUGUAUAAAAAAAUUCUACAGUACAUUCAAUUCUUUUUUUACCAUUAUGUAUGAUAUAUAAUAAACCUCUUGUAAAUGUUCAAUCAUUUCUGUUUAGUCUAAUAAUUUUAUCCACAGAGUAUCUAUACCGAAUAAACAUUAAAAACUCACAUAAUAUUAAAAUGUCUAUAAAUAACUAAAAAAUAACUAAAAUGUUUUGAAAAUGUUACCAACUCUAAAAAAGGUAAAUAUUCGUUUUCUGACUAAAUUUCAAGUCUUCACUAAUAUUUUUAACUAAUUUAUAAUAAAAAUACAAAACUGAUAAUACCUAAUAUAAGUUUUUUUUUCUUAAAUUUUCUUAUUGUUUUUACGGUUUUUUUUUUUUACUUCUCUGAAUUAUUAUAAAAACUACAAGGAAAAUCGAAAAACAUUUUAACACCAACAAGUUUAAACUUGCCGUUUUUCUAUUACAACAAUAUUUUUGGUGGAAACCUACCUUUUUUUUAUAAAUUAAAAAUAAUGAAAUCUGUAACGUCUCAGCGCGGCGAGCAGUAGAAAUGUGUGGUUUCACCUAUAGUUUUCUUUCCGGUUUCUUUCCCUAGUACGCUUCGAGUCUAAAAAACAGUUGGAGGAAUUCCAACACCACCCAAAUAAUAUCACUCGAAUAUGUAAUAUAUAUAUAGACAUAAGGUAACCAAAUUCUGUGUUUAAUAUUAAUGAUUAAUUAUUUUCAGAUUUUGAGCAGAAUGUAAGAGCUCUGUUACUCUUCUCAAAAUUAUAUUGUAGGUAGAAAUAUUUUUAAAGGGGUAUUUAGCACAUUUUAGUUAGCUAUCGUAAUCUAAAGAACAUUUGUAGUCAUCUUUAUGUAUGUAGCAAUGUAGUCAAUAUUAAUUUUUUGAGUUACCUAUUUCAUAAUCUAACUGGUUGGAGUGUAUUUUUUUUUUGACGCUCUCAUUGAAAGUGCAUAAUAUUCAAGAUAUAGUUUUGCUUUCAUUAAUUUUCAGUAACACUACCUUUCAUCGUAGUUUCUUCAGUAUCUUCUAAUAUUAUAAUAUUAUAUCUACAUUGUUUAUAUUAAAAUAUUAAUUUGAGGUCAUUCACCUCAUUUGCUAUCUUUGUCUAUAAUAUGCAUCCAUAUUAGUAUGCUUUAAGUUCGGUUAUAGCAGAACAAUUAUUAUGAAAUUGAAAAAAAUAUUUUUAUGUCUAACCAACAUCAAAAUAUUAAAAUGAAUUUAAAAGUAUAAUAAAUCAGUGCGUAAAUUAUAUUAUUUUGUUUUUUAGGAUAUCCAGAUUAAUAAUAUUGACUAUAGAUAUAUUAUAUUUCAUUAGUCAUUUUUUUUUACACCUUUAACUAGAUAUAAAGAACAUUUAUAAAUAGUCAAAAAGAGAAUUUUAUAAUGUUAUGCCUUAUGGAUACAUUAAUUAGUAACCAAGGCUGCAUCUGUAGGAUGGUUUGGCCUGCAAACCUCCUCCUCCAAAAAUUGUUCGUAUUAUAUUUUGGCGUGGAAAAAUAAUUAUUCCAGUCUAUGAAAAUAAAAACACCACAAAUAUUUAGUUUAAAUUCCCCCCCCCCCAAAUGGUUUUCCAGUUAUGGCCUUAUAAUAGACAGAGACAGUAAAUGUUGGUGCACGAUAUUACUGUUAAUAUAAAUCUAAAAUAUAAUUCAUAUAUGUAUUUAAAAUAAUAUAAAUUAAUGUCUUAAAGGACUUCAUUAUUAACAUUUGUUUAUGUGUCUGUCUCACGAGUAAUAUAUAUAGCAUAAAAUCCAUUUUAUAUUUCUACGAUUCUUUAAUUGGGUUUGGAGCAAAGGAAACUAUUAUACGUUUUAUAAAGAUUAUUUAAUUUUAUUAUAGGUGACAAACAGAAAAAAACAAAUGUUACUGAUGAGUCCCCUCUCUUUAUGAUAAAGGGAAAAAAACAAUUUCAAUUUGUUUAAAAUUCGCAUUUUAUUAAUAAAGAAUACAUGUAAUAAAUGUGUACAUAUACAACGUUUUUAUUAUUUGAAUAUAAUUAUUUAGAUCCAAUUUUUGAUAAAGUACAUUUUCAAAUUACAUGAUUUGUCAAAAACAACCACGGUUGAGGAGAAAUAUGAUAAAGGAUUAAAGGAGCUUUUUAGCAAACAACAGACUCAUGAUGUUACUUUUUUAUCUGCUUUUAACCCAGAAUAUGAUUUGGGUAUGUAUAUAACUAUAAAAAAAUUAUUCAUUACCUAGGAUAUAAUUUACCAUUUAUUGUAUUUGUGUGUGUAAUUUCAGAUUCUUAUACAUUAGAUUUGGAUUAUGUAACAAACGAAGAGAUUUUUAAACAGUUUGUGCCCCGUGAAGAUGAGAACUUAUUAUGUGACAUUCAUUAUGACAGUGAUACUGAUUUUCAAUGGGAAGCUACAGAAGAAAAUGAAAAAAAUGGGUAAGCUACCAUAUUUUAAUUAAAAACAAAUAUUUUGUUGUUUAGUUUAGACAAUUUAUUUUAACACAGUGAAUUGGGUAACGCAAUUUUAUUUGAACUCACACACUUUACCAGUGGUUAUUAAACUUGUGUAGUACACAGGCUUAUAUGAUGGACUUUUUAAAUCCACCAACGCUCUACAAUAACUGUUUAGAUUCUGAGCGAGGAAUGGUUUAUAAAUGGUUUAUUUUUUUCUGUGAACAACUAUUCUACUAGAAGUCUUGCUCUGAUUUUUAAGUGUAGAACAUUUUUUGAAAGGACAUUUUAUCUUGGUGAUACAAUAGACAGUUCACUUUUUAAUUUGCUAUAGGAUUUUCUAAAUAAUUAGGAAUAAAACGCAGGAAAAACGGGAAAAUUUAUGAAAUGUGUUUUUUUCAAUUUUUUUUUUUUUUUUUGUUAUUUAGAAAAACUAUUCGUAGAGACCUAACAUUUUCACAAAAAAAUUAUAUUUUCCAUGUCUAAAAGUGUUAAAAUGUUCAAAACAUUUUAGUUCAAAAUAUUUUAGCUAGUUUUGAACUAUUUAUAGACAUUUUAAUUUUACAAGUUUUUACAUAAUUUUUAAUUGGUAGGUACUCUGUGGAUAAAAUUAUUAGACUAAAUAUUAAUAAUUAAACACUAAACAAGAGAUUUUUGCUGCCUUAUCGUAUGUUCUUAACAAUAGUGUUAAGUAUACGAAAUUAUACUCUUUCUUUUUUUUUUUUUUUUUUGAAAAUUAUAAAUAAUAAAUAAAUAAAUAUAAAUAUGUAGAAAACAUAUUAAUAAAAUUUUGUAUUUAUUUAAAUGUUUACAUUUAAAUAUUUAUACUUUAGUCAUACAUAUAUUAUUUUAUUUUAUUUAAAAUUAUUUAAAUUUCAAUGUAUUUUCAUCAUUAAGACACAAACUUAAUGAGUUGACAUUAUGAUUUCAAAUAAUUAGUUUUAGAUUCCAAGUGUAACGAGGAAUGUAUUGAUUUUAUAAUGCUGUUUACUUUUUUCUUAUUUUUUUUCUUACAGUUUGUGGACACGUUUUUUCCUAGUAAACUUGUUCCGAUAUUUUACUUGUAGUAACUUUUCUGAAAGCUCAAAUUCUCUAAAUUAUACUUUAAACAGGUAAAGGUCAUUUUUUGAUUUUCAAUGCCAUUUUUUAAAUAAAAGCAUUUAAGUGAGGACAAAUUUAGAAAAACAUACAAUUUCACGAUUUCAUUAUUUUAUAAAAACACGGACGACAUUUUCUCUCAGAAAAAAUGAUUUGAAUUGAAAAAUCACAAGAUACCUUUUUUGAGCCACGUUUGAGCCUUUAAGAAAUUUUAAUUUUUGGUAGUUUUUUUGCUGUAAUUUAGUUAUAAAUACACGUAGAGAUUUGGUAAUAAUACUUAUAUUGGACUUACCUAGACGUGGUAAAAUUUCCAAAAUCAUCAGACAACUUUUUUUCCUUUUUUCAAUAAGCGUUUUGAAAUACAAUUUAAACAAAAAUCGCAAAAAAAAAAAAAAUACGGCAUUUCAAAUUAUGUACUACUGAAUUGCGCUCGGAAUUUCGGUCUUUUGACAAGCAACGGUUUAUCGUUGCUUAUAAAUAUAAAUGAAAUAAUCUUAUGUAUCCUACAUUCCCAAUUUCUCACCUAUAACAGUGGCCGCUCCUAUCCCCAGUAUCGGCUCUUUUUUAUACUUGAUAUUAGAAAAAAUCAUCAUAAAGUUAUCAAAUUAAAAAAAAUGUAUAUAGAUGGAUAUGAGCUAUGGGCAAAAGGGUUGAAUAGUGUACACAUUGGCCAAUUCUUUCAAGAGAGGGUUUUUUUUUUAUAAUGGAGGACCUAAAUUUUAAAAUUUACUUUUUUUUGGAUUUUUAUACCUGGUCACCACAAUUAUUAUAAUUCGUACUUCAUGAUAAAAAAAAAUAAUAAUAAAUGUAAUGUAGAAUAUCUUUUUAUGAGAGUUAAAAUUAAAUUUUGACGAAAAUCGUAAAUAUUUCGACCUUGCAAAUAUAUAUAAUCAAACUUGACUCCGAAUCGUUUUUCGUUAGUAAUGGUCCAUCAAUAAUGCUUACAGGUAUAAUUAAAUAAUUAUAUGUAUCCCACCUUCCCAACUUCUCAUCUAUAACAGUGGCCCACCCAUCUUGUGAAGUAUGUUCGUUUUUUUAAAAUGGUUUUACUUCAUGUGAAAGAUCAUGUUGCAUUUUAAAUAUCAGUUUUUGAACUAUAUGACCUGCUUGAACUGAGUACCAUGCAGACAUGGACUUUUAAAAAAGGGGAAGGGAAGCUAUAUAAUUUUAGCGCAAAUAUUAACAAUUAUUGGAGUAAAUUAUAAGAAGUUAAAUGUAAAAAUCUAACCAAUUCAGUUCAAUUGUGGGUCAUUUUUAUAAAUUGAGAACGUAAAAUAUACAGAAUGUAAUUUAUAUUAGUUUAUAUCUAUGCACGAUGAUAAAUCAGUACAAACGAAAAACGACUAUGAAGCAAAUACGAUUCAACAUGUUUAAUUGACAAAUUUAAAUAUAACAGUAUAUUAUUCUAUGACCAAAAAUAAAUUACAAUUAUUUGUGUUUAACAAAUUUUUUAACAUAAAAUAUAAUUGAAAAUAAAUUGUAAAAUUUAUUGUUGUUCAUACAAAUAGAACAAAUAUUAAAAAUGUCAAAUAGGCACAAAAUAUUUUGAAAAUAACAAAUCGUCUAGAAAUUUCGUAUUAUGUAGUGCAAAAUAAUUAAUUAUAUGAUCGAAUUGUUGUAAAAAAUUUAAUUAUAAUCUAUUUAUUAUAGAUCUAAUAGACCUUUUUUAUAUUAUUAGAGAAUUAUAACUUUCUUAUAAAAAUUCAUAUUAAUUUUAAGUAGAUUUAUUAAGGCGAAUUCAUAUCAAUUGGGGCUAACAUUUUUGGGACAUGGGGUGUUGUAGCAUUCCAGCACCCCAGGAGAGACCUGUAACAAUAUAUUACCUCUCCCUCCUUUCCCUUUUCCUUGUAUAAAAAUAUACAAGAAUAUGUAUACCCCUUCUUCAAUCAUAUAUUCUACGAUUUCUCAUGUCCAGAAUUAAAAUGCAAAUAUAUCCUACGACAUUCUAACGUUUACAAAAGAAAUGUACUAAACGAGGAAAUAUUAUGAAAUAUUCUUUCAUCCUCCGUAAUAUUUCACAUGAAAUGUUAUAUUUUCUACGUAAUUCCUACUUCCACAAAUGAGUAGUAAAAAUAAAAUAUAUAAUGGUAUACUCUAAUUUAAUUUUCAUCUGAUAAGUAUUUUAAAUUUAUAAAAUUUGUACUUAUACCUAGUUAUAUUUUUAAAAUCGAAAUUAAUGACAAAUCAUCAAUGAUCAUUAUGAUUUAUUAAUUUUAAUUACUUGGAAAUUAAUUGUAUUCGAUUAAUGUAAUUAUUACGUACAAUUAACCUGUACCCCAUUCACUGCCUAUAAGGGAGGGCUUAUUAAAAUAUGGAAUUCAAUUAUCCGCAAUAUUACAUUCCGGAAAAAUAUUAUUAGAUAUUUACCAGGGCAUAGAAAGUGGGUGUUUAUUAUGAAAGGUUCCUGGGCCAUUUAAGAUUCUGAACAUCUUGUACAAUUGUAACAUAUGGUUUUUUAUAAAUUAUAUAAUAAUUAUAGUAAAAUGUAUAUUAUUUAGAAAUUAUUGAUGGACGUAAUUAAAAUGGUUUCCAAUUUUCUAUUGAUUUUUCUAUUUUUAGUGAGGAGUCUGAAGAUUUUACUGGUGACAAUAAAGUUGCCGAUGAAAAAGUUACAGAUGAGCACUCAACAACUGACCAACCAUCAUAA